CUUCCCCCUACUGAAUGCCCGCGCACCGCGCGCCGCGCGCACUCGGCAACGGUUUAUUCUUUAGGACAGAAGAGGCGACGGAGCUCCACCGUUGGAAUACAAAAAACAACGGUUAGCCACUUAAACAACAAGCAUGGCAGCAAUUCGCAAGAAGCUGGUGAUUGUAGGAGAUGGAGCAUGCGGUAAAACCUGUUUGCUUAUCGUGUUCAGUAAAGACCAGUUCCCAGAAGUCUACGUUCCUACUGUGUUUGAGAACUAUGUUGCAGACAUUGAGGUUGACAGCAAACAGGUGGAACUUGCUCUGUGGGAUACUGCUGGACAGGAGGACUAUGAUAGGCUCCGGCCUCUAUCGUACCCAGAUACUGACGUAAUCCUUAUGUGCUUCUCUAUUGACAGUCCCGACAGUUUAGAGAAUAUUCCAGAGAAGUGGACACCUGAGGUGAAACACUUUUGUCCCAAUGUUCCCAUCAUCCUUGUGGGCAACAAGAAGGACCUGCGGAACGAUGAUCACACACGCAGGGAGCUGACCAAAAUGAAGCAGGAGCCUGUUAAAGCAGAGGAAGGGAGAGACAUGGCCAAUCGGAUCGGAGCAUUCGGCUAUAUGGAGUGCUCAGCCAAAACAAAAGAUGGAGUUCGGGAAGUAUUCGAAAUGGCCACUAGAGCGGCCCUACAGGCACGCAGGGGAAAGAAGAACAACAAAUGCCUUCUGCUCUGAAUGCUUUGAAAUAGACUUGAUUCCUGUACUGGGGCUCCAAAAGAGUGUGUGAGGGGCACACCUCUGUUUACUCAGUCAUACAUCCCCCUCACAUUCGCCAAAAGCUUUGGGAAAGAGAUCCCAGCGACAAAAAAGCUUUGUUUUUGUCUUUUUCCUUUUGUUCAUAUAUUUUUAGUCAUGGAGAUGUUUAUCAGUAUUUAAAAGAACUUGGGACUUUUUUGAUGCUUUACCUGAAAUUGUGGUAUCCUUCAAGCUUGCCCACCUGCCAAAUGCUGUCACUCUACCCAGUGGGCUGAUUGGAAAGGUGCGAUCCUGUAAACUACCAAUCAAUAUCUCAGCCCAUCCCGCAUAUGCUGGGAUUUUUCUGCAUCUUGAAACAGGGCUGACUUGUUGUUUCUGUAUGUAAAUCAUUUUAAGGUUUUCUUUAGAUUGGGAAAAGAUUGGGAUUUCAGAGCAAAAGUACAAAAUGGCUGUUUUAGUGCUAAAAGGGCAUGGGGUGGGGGGUAAUAUGUAUACAUACCUGUACAUAUGAACGUGUGUAUUGCUACACACAAUCAGGACUGGAAAAUGUAUUUGUAAACUAGACUUGGUAAACUUGUGUAAUAAAAUAUGUUCUAUACA
Triplophysa rosa is the source of this 1336-nucleotide messenger RNA. It is a transcript of the gene rhoab, whose product is annotated as ras homolog gene family, member Ab. Gene Ontology annotation, molecular function: GTPase activity; GTP binding. The transcript is spliced from 5 exons. Gene Ontology annotation, cellular component: cleavage furrow; dendritic spine. Gene Ontology annotation, biological process: cell migration; small GTPase-mediated signal transduction; stress fiber assembly. Bases 134 to 715 code for a protein of 193 amino acids. NCBI's taxonomy places the organism in Eukaryota, Metazoa, Chordata, Actinopteri, Cypriniformes, Nemacheilidae. The record is from RefSeq and is a predicted model, not a curated record.